Messenger RNA from Oncorhynchus nerka (sockeye salmon), 2665 nucleotides. It is a transcript of the gene zar1l, whose product is annotated as zygote arrest 1-like. Lineage: Eukaryota; Metazoa; Chordata; Actinopteri; Salmoniformes; Salmonidae. The coding region runs from base 1006 to 1992 and encodes 328 amino acids. The record is from RefSeq and is a predicted model, not a curated record. Gene Ontology annotation, biological process: translation. The transcript is spliced from 4 exons. Gene Ontology annotation, cellular component: cytoplasm.
AGUGCAGAUUAAGGAAAGGAAACAGAAGGAGGAGAAGCUUCCGUUCACUUAAAGGAGCCGGCUCAUUUGGCUCCCAAACAUCUUCGUUGAAAAUGUUUAAAAAUAGACAUAGAACAUGACAAAUUGCACAUCUCCCAUGUAAAUCCCAAAUAGGUAGGCUACCAGUAUGUCAUAGUGAAAUUCGCAUUCAAAUACAUUUUUACCUGGACAAAUUAUUAGAUGGCCUGCAAAACAAUGUCUUGAUUUUUUUAUUCAUUGAAACAAAUUCACGUGGACCAGAUUAUUUAUUGUUGUUUCUUCAGUGAGGACACACCACUCUUUAGAUAAUGAUUUGUUUUACAUAUCUACAGAAAAACCUUGUUUUGAGCUCAAAAAACGAUAGUAGCAGUAUGCAAAUCGGGAAGCCAAAUGAACGGCUCUUUCACCGAUGGGAUUCGGCUCCCGACGUUCACCGUUCAAAAAAGAGCCGUUCAUUCGCGAACGACCCAUCACUAGCGUUCAUGGUCUGAGUUAGAAGUAGAUGUCAUUUUCCACUACAUUUUCCAAACAUGAUCAUUAGAUCUGUACUUGUCCCGAAUAAUCUGUCGUUCUGCCCCUGAACAGGCAGUUAACCCACUGUUCCUAGGCCGUCAUUGAAAAUAAGAAUUUGUUCUUAAAUAAAGGUAUUUUUUUUAAAGAAUAUUUAAAAAAAUGAAGGAAAGGAAAAAUAACAAAAUGUAUGAAUGGAUGGAAUGAAAAAAAGGAAAUAAGAGAGUGCGAAAGGAAGGUAAGAAGGGAUGAGGGAAGUAAGCAAGGACUAAAGGGAGGAUACACUGGAAAUAUUCAAACACAGCCUGAGCGUCCCCUCUCUAAGCGCGGUUCCCAGUGCACACACCUGUCCUCACUUGACCGGCUAAUCAUAUCCAAUAGGUCCGGCCCAAUUAGCGCUGUGGGUAGUAACGUCUUGACUGGAGGGCGGACGUGCACAUUUAAACCACAGCAGGCUCACCUUGUCUACUAUACACGAUGGAGGGGUUUAUGUUUUCUCCAUACAACUUUAAUGGCUAUCCGGGCUGCGGUCCCAUGAUGGCUCCUAUCCUCCACGGCAACCCGAAGUUCAAGCCUCACACCUGGGGUAAGGGGAGCAUCUACGUGCCUCCCGAAGCGCUGGACUACCUUGACGUGUGUAAACGGGCCCAGCUGAAGGCCAUCCUGUCUCAGGUGAAUCCCAACCUUACCCCUCGUCUCCGGAAGGCAAACACCAAGGAGUUCGGGGUUCAGGUCAACGCCCAGGUCGACGCGAUGGUCCAGUGCUCCCUCGGACCCAAGACGCUGUUCUACCGGGAGAGGAAAUUUCCGGUAUUUUCGAAGUCGCCUGUGAAGUGCCAGCAGAGUCCCUCGGCGGCUUCUUCUCUGGACCCGAAAGCGUUGCCGAGCACUCCGGUAAACAACGUGCGCUUCUCGCGACCCCUAGCUAUUUACUCUCCGGUGUUUGAUCGCCGGUUCUUCGCGCUGCCGGUGAAAGCGCAGGAUGACAGCGUGUGCUGUGAGGGAGGAGAAGGUGGCGGUAACGGGGCUAGUGAUGAGGAUGGCGAGGCCGACGUUACCGAGCAGAAAACGGAGGACCAGGUUAGACCGGAGAUCCCGCGUGAGGUUGUCAGGAAACCCCUACACCAGACGCCCAAAGGAUUCAACUUUCAGUUUCUGGAGCAGAAGUACGGGUUUUUCCACUGCAGCAAGUGUAACGUCCGUUGGGAGAGUGCCUAUGUGUGGUGCAUCUCUGGAACUAGUAAGGUGUACUUCAAGCAGCUCUGUCGUAAGUGCCAGAAUGGAUUUAACCCCUACAGAGUGGAGUCUAUCCAGUGCAAGGUGUGUUCCCAGACCCGGUGCUGCUGUGAGCAGAAGGAGCGACACAUUGACAUGAAGAGACCUCAUAGACAGGACCUGUGUGGCCGCUGCAGGGGAAAGAGGAUUUCCUGUGACACUACCUAUAGCUACAAAUACAUUGUCUGAACUUAAACCAGCCCUGCUACAGGCCUAACUACAGAUCUAGGAUCAGAUUGAGGCACAUCAUCAUCCAUAACCUUUUGGUUGACAUAUCUGAAUUUAGAUCAGUGGUUAGUGGAAGAUGGAUGUAAAACCAGUUUUCAAAUCCUGCACUUAAAGGGGUGCAUGUUUUUUGCCUUUGCUUUAACACCUGACUCAAUGAAUAUAGUUGAGUUGAUGAAUUUAAUUGGAUGUUAGCGCUAGGGCAAACAAUACAUAAGCACCCCCUUUGGGUGCCCAGGCUUGUGACGCAUUGCUGUAAGCACAGAUCUAGGAUCUGAUUAGGGAACUGCCAAUCCUAAACUUACUGCCCUUGGCGGGAUGCACAACCUGACCUUAUACCAGUAUCUAGGGCCACAGUAUCCUACUCUGAGCCUUCCCACAUGGCAGGCUAAACAACACUAUGCCACAGAGGUAGAAGUUGACCUUAACCACAUAUCUAGGAUCAGGUCAACCUUCCUCAAUCCUAUCCACGGUUGUUAGGGAGGUGCAGUGGUCGACUUGUUUCUUACCUGCCAAGGUCCUGUCCAUGUCUUAAAUAGCCUGCCUCAAAACUUUUAUACUCUUUCCACCGUGAUCAACUGAGUGACUCAACUUUUUUUGUAAAUAUAUGAAAUAAAUUUAUUGCAGCAUUAACCAA